GGCCCACGCACGUGCACGCGUCCCUUUAGCCCUUGUAUGAGUGCCCGCCCUGUGCGCGUGCUCGUGACUAAUUCAUUGUAUGUGGUAGGAGAAGAGGCUGGCGCAGAACUGCUGGAAAACGACGGACAGAAACUUAACCUUCAAACAUGGCAGCGAUUCGUAAGAAGCUGGUGAUCGUUGGUGAUGGAGCAUGCGGUAAAACUUGUUUGCUGAUCGUCUUCAGUAAAGACCAAUUUCCUGAAGUCUAUGUCCCCACCGUAUUUGAGAACUAUGUAGCAGACAUUGAAGUGGAUAGCAAACAGGUGGAGCUCGCUCUUUGGGAUACCGCAGGGCAAGAGGACUAUGACAGGCUCCGCCCACUUUCCUACCCUGAUACUGAUGUCAUUCUCAUGUGCUUCUCUAUUGACAGUCCAGACAGUUUAGAAAACAUUCCAGAAAAGUGGACACCUGAGGUCAAACACUUCUGCCCAAAUGUACCCAUCAUCCUCGUGGGCAACAAAAAGGAUUUACGAAAUGAUGAGCACACACGCAGAGAGCUGGCCAAGAUGAAACAGGAGCCAGUCAAAGCUGAGGAAGGACGGGACAUGGCUAAUCGGAUUGGCGCUUUUGGCUACAUGGAAUGCUCUGCGAAGACAAAGGAUGGUGUGCGGGAGGUGUUUGAAAUGGCCACCAGGGCAGCGCUGCAGGCACGCAGGGGCAAAAAGAACAGCAAAUGCCUUCUACUCUGAACACGCAGCACUGGACUCAAACCCCAAGUAGGGGUGCAAAAUGUGUGUAGAUGCACACUCAUUCCUCAAACUCGCCAAAUGUUUUGGAAGAAAGAGUAACUGCUCAGAAAAUAGUUUUUGUUAAUUUUAUUUUUGAUUCUUCAGUUAGUCAUGGAGUCGUGUUUUAUCAGUAUUUAAGAAAUUGCAAAGGACUUGGACUUUUGCCUGUUUUGUUUAUUUUUUGAGGUUUUACCUGAGUUUUGUGAUAUUAUUAAAGCCACACCCACCUGCCAGAUGCUGUCAUGUGACUCAAGCCUGCCAAUCAAGUGCUCAUCACAAUUGCUGGGAUUUUUUUUUAUUCCCCCAUGAAACAGGGCUGAAAAGUGAACAUGAUUUGUAAUGUGUGUGUGUCAUUUUUAUGGUUUGCUUUAGUUUAGGAAUAUAAACACCACCAACUUUCUUUGGAAGCAAAAAAAGACGGGGUGGGGGUUAGAUAUGUAUACAUGUACAUAUGUAACACGUGUGUGGAUGCACACGGUCAUGACUGGAAGUCCAUUUGUAAACUAGACUUGGUAAUCUUAUGUAAUAAAAGACUUUCUAUAAGGAAUAA
This is a messenger RNA of Pangasianodon hypophthalmus (striped catfish), 1317 nucleotides long. RefSeq names its product ras homolog gene family, member Ab (gene rhoab). Lineage: Eukaryota; Metazoa; Chordata; Actinopteri; Siluriformes; Pangasiidae. Gene Ontology annotation, biological process: small GTPase-mediated signal transduction; stress fiber assembly; cell migration. Gene Ontology annotation, cellular component: dendritic spine; cleavage furrow. Gene Ontology annotation, molecular function: GTPase activity; GTP binding. The record is from RefSeq and is a predicted model, not a curated record. Bases 147 to 728 code for a protein of 193 amino acids. The transcript has 5 exons.